AUGAUGCAAACUCGCAUGCUCACCAAAGAAGACGAAGCCCUCACGGGCAGCGAGGACAACGAAGUCCGCCGCGAGGACCAAGAAAAGAUCAAUCGCUUUAGUCGGCUACACCAGCGCGAGACACUGCUGGAGGAGCAGUUGAAGUUGAAGAUGAAAGAUAAAGAAGACUUAGAAGAAAUCUCCACGGAAUUGGAGCUGGCGGACGAGGAUGAGUUGGUGCCGUACAAAAUCGGAGAUGCGUUCUUCCAACUCCCCCUUGAAGAGGCCCAGUCUCUGCUGUCGACGGCAACAGAGCAGGUCGAUGCCGAUGUGAGCAAGCUCGAGGAGGGAUUGAGUGAUCUGCGGGAAGAGUUGCAGCAGCUGAAGGUGGCUUUGUAUGCGCGGUUUGGACGGAGCAUUAACCUUGAGACUUAA
Aspergillus luchuensis is the source of this 414-nucleotide messenger RNA. Its product is annotated as tubulin-binding prefolding complex subunit GIM3. Gene Ontology annotation, cellular component: prefoldin complex; cytoplasm. Bases 1 to 414 code for a protein of 137 amino acids. Gene Ontology annotation, biological process: protein folding. The transcript is spliced from 4 exons. The record is from RefSeq and is a predicted model, not a curated record. Lineage: Eukaryota; Fungi; Ascomycota; Eurotiomycetes; Eurotiales; Aspergillaceae.